AUGCAUGUCUUUGGCUCAACAUGCUAUGCCUUUGUUCAAAAUGCUAAGAAAUUAGACGACCGGAGCCGUAAAGGUGUUUUUGUAGGUUAUGAUAAAGACAGUCCAGCAUACCUGGUAUACCAUCCAGAAACAAACAAGGUGAAAAAGGUAAGAUGCGUGAAAUUUUUUGAUAAUUUUAAAACUGAGCCUGAGGCGUAUAAUGACGACCAAGAUGAAUUAAUUGUGCCAAAUAGAAAACACGUUGAAACUACGGUAAAUACUAACGAGCAAAUGGAUGAAAAUGCUGGUACCGCAGAGGUAGAGAACAACGCGGCGAGAUAUCCAACACGCACUCGCAACAAACCAAGGUAUCUUGAUCAGCCUAUUAUUGACGACAAUGUUAACCGCACUGUUGAUUAUUGCUUUAGGGCUGUAGACAUACCAAAAUGUUACAAGCAAGCAAUACAAUCGCUGGAGGCUAACAAGUGGCAAAAUGCCAUGAAUGCAGAGGUAAGCGCAUUAAACGAUAACAAUACGUUUGAGUUAGUCCCACCACCAAAGGAUCGACAGACAGUGGGGGGAAGAUGGGUUUACGCCGUAAAAAUCGGCCAAAAUGGAGAAGAAACCCAUAAAGCAAGAUCUGUAGCUAAAGGGUAUUCUCAAAUUCCUGAGAUUGAUUAUCAGGAAACGUUUGCCCCGACAGCUCGCAUGAGCUCAAUUCGUACAUUGCUACAACAUGUUAUGCAGAAUGACAUGAUCAUUCACCAAAUGGAUGUCAAGACCGCCUACCUUAAUGCGCCUAUAGAUUGUGAGCUCUAUAUGGAACAACCAGAAGGUUUCGAGGAACAUGGUGAGAACGGUGAAAAAUUAGUGUGCAAAUUAAAUAAGUCAUUAUAUGGUUUAAAGCAAAGUGGGAGAAACUGUAAUAAUUUAUUACACGAGUAUCUGCAAAAGGAGGGUUUUACUCAGUCACAGGCUGAUCCAUGUGUGUAUGUGAGAAUGAUUGACUCGAAGCGAUGUGUUAUAGUAAUUGUAUGGGUUGACGAUAUCAUUAUCGCAGCCAGUCAUUUUGAAUUACUAACAACUGUAAAAGAAUCUUUAGGUGAAAGGUUCAAAAUGAAAGACCUAGGUAAACUAUCGUGGUUUUUAGGUACAGAGUUUAAAUGCAAGGAAUCUUGCAUCGAAAUGAAUCAGAAACAAUAUAUUGAAAAAGUAUUGUUAAAGUUUGGGAUGGCUGAUUGCAAGCCCAAGCCUACUCCAUGUGUUUUAGGUAUCGAGAAGGUCUCAGAUGAAGCCGCCCCGCAUCGCCAACUAUUGCGGUCUUAUGUCAGUCCUACUAUCCAGCGGAAGUUCCCUGAAAUGCAUAACGCGCAAUAA
This is a messenger RNA of Paramuricea clavata, 1356 nucleotides long. The record is from the annotation of a GenBank genome assembly. NCBI's taxonomy places the organism in Eukaryota, Metazoa, Cnidaria, Anthozoa, Malacalcyonacea, Plexauridae.